Molecule: messenger RNA, 1115 nt
Organism: Danio aesculapii
Lineage: Eukaryota; Metazoa; Chordata; Actinopteri; Cypriniformes; Danionidae
Gene: rd3l
Product: RD3 like
Exons: 3
Coding region: 197-889 (230 amino acids)
Source: RefSeq, a predicted model, not a curated record
ACACAUUCUGUCUGCUUUCUUUGCGUUUCUGUCAUUCUGUCUAUUUUAGUUUCUCUUCUAUUAGAAUUUAGGUCAUUUCCCCCUUAUAAUCUGUCCAUCUUCUCCUAAUUUUGUGUAUAUUCUCUCAUUAUCUGACAGUCUGGCUUCAUUCAUUACACAUUUUACUUUAUAACCUGAUGCGAUUUGGUGGUAUCUGAUGGAGUCAAGGCAUCAUGGACCUCGACCUCUAAGACCCACAAGUCCAGUCAUGCCUUUCGUAGGAUGGCCGCACACAAAUGGAUGUGUAGCACCUGGAGGCUCUGGUCGCAUCCUGCUGCAUGAGAUGCUUUGGCAGCUGGAGCAAAGAGCACUUCAGUUUCAAGAGGAGGAGAUCCAGUAUUGCAUCUCGCGUGGCAUUCUGGGAUACCGGCAUCGCCCAGCAUACCCAAACCUGCUUGCUCUUAUACCUGCUUCUGAACACCGGCAGCUCGAGCGGCUCUGUGGUCGAAUUCCACCCUCACACACCGCCAUUGUACUUGCCAGGCUCCGUGAUCUUUUGGCACACAAUGACAUUCCUCCCUGGGAACUGGUGAGUGUCUUCAAGCAAGUUCUGAAGGAGUUCCUGAGGAGACACGAAGAUGACAUGCAGAGACGUCCAGGUCCUUCAGCUCCACCAACCUUCCUCUGCACUCCCAGUUCACCUGUAAAGAGUAAUGAUAGAAAUCACAUGGCUGGCAAUGCAUCUAAUGCUCUAUCAGAGGAGUCAGGGAAGCACAGGGAGGAAAUUCCUACUAUUUCCAGCUAUGUGGAUAAACAUCUGCAUUCUGCCUGUCCAUACUCGAUCCACAGAGAUUGGAGUCUGCCCUUUUGCCAUCCUUUUGCCUACGAGGCCUACAGCACCACAUUGUGAGACACUUAGAAAAGUUCAAAACAAAAUCAAUUUUGGUGAAUUUCUUGUGAAUCUAAUUGUACUUGUUUAAAUUAAACUGAUUAAAAGUGAGAAAAUUAGUUGCAAAGUUCAAAUUUGGAAAAGGAGCCUUAGAAAUGAUCUUUUUGUACUUGUUGAAUGAGAUAAAAACAGUUGAGUUUUUAAUUUUAAAUAGCACCAACACCAGUAAUUAUAAUUUUAGACAAUU